CUACCUAGUCCAAUCACUAAUUCACCAUAAAUUUGAUUCGAGCCAAGGCCCAUGGACCAAAAAUCAAAUGCUCUGUAAAAUGGCGACACCUCUACUUCCUUUCUUCAUCUUUUCUUUCUUCUCCAUUUCUUCUGCCGCUCAGUCAACCGGUUCUCUGCCUCAAACUGCUCCAAAAUCCCUAUCCAUCGGCUAUAUUCAGAAAGCGGGAGAUUGCAAUUACAGGGUUAAUAUAACAACAAGCUGUUCAUCUCCUUUCCAUAUUAGUGCCGAAAUCGGCGUUUUGUUUGGUGACGCUCAUGGAAAUCAGAUAUAUGAGCCAAAGCUAGAAGUUGAAAGCAAGAAUGCAUUUGCAAAGUGCAGCAAAGACAUAUUUGAACUGAUAGGACCAUGCACAGACCAAAUAUGUUUCUUUUAUCUUUACAAAAGCGGCUCAGACAAUUGGAUACCAGAGACUGUAGAAAUCUCCAGCCCUGAUAUUGACACUGCUAAAUACAAAUACAACUCCUCAAUCCCAAAUGACACAUGGUAUGGCUUUGACGACUGCCAAUACUUUCCGUCACCAUCACCGCCACCGCCUCCACCAGUCCCCUCCGCCGCCUGCCGCGUGCCCAGGUGGAAAUGGCUUGCUUCUGUGAUCCCUUUGCUUCUCAGCAGCGCUGUGCUGUAAAUGUGAUGCUCAUUCUGUAUCUUGGCCGUUGGCUUGGUGGGUUAGAUGUAUUUUUUUUAAAAUUUUGAUCCACCGCUCUAUCAGUAUUUUCAUUGUGUUUUUUACUCUUUAUAUGAUGAUGUAUGUAGAAUCGGAUUU
Benincasa hispida (wax gourd) is the source of this 805-nucleotide messenger RNA. Its product is annotated as embryo-specific protein ATS3B-like. The record is from RefSeq and is a predicted model, not a curated record. Gene Ontology annotation, molecular function: protein binding. NCBI's taxonomy places the organism in Eukaryota, Viridiplantae, Streptophyta, Magnoliopsida, Cucurbitales, Cucurbitaceae.